AUGCCCUUUCCCUCAUCGGCCCUCCGUUCUCUUCUUCGCCUUCUUCCCGCCCCGUUCGUCAAGUCUUCUGCCCCCAUCAUGAAUAAUUCCUCGAUCCGCCCUUGUCGUCUGAUGUAUUCCAGUGACAUGAGAGGACUACAGAGAAGGGCCAGCUGUGAUUCAUCGGUCUAUCGUAGUUUCGACUGGGGCUGGACCAGCCCCCUUGAAGUCGUGUGCGGUACGGUACAAAGACAGUACAAGUACCUGAAGAUGAGGUACUACCAGGUGUUCUUCCUUCUUUCCCUCCUUACCGUGUCCACGCUUGUGUCUGGAAAGGCCAUUCGCUAUGAACGCACCCGAGGACAGAAAUACGAACCAGAUAGAGUAUUCCAAGGUUGGAACUUAGGAUCGGCCAUGAAACGAGUCCUGUCCUUGAGGAUACCAAAUUUGGGCAUGAGGGAGAGAGAUUGUGAAGUGAAUGCUGAUGUGAUGAUCCCGGUAUCGUCGACUGUGAUUCCCUUGGAUGAGCUGCCCGUUUACAAGGUUGGCUUUGGCUUCAACUUUAAUCCAUCCGAGUUUGACAAGCCCGAGAAGAAUUCAAAGAAGGCCGCCGAGCUCCUCACGGCGAAGAAGAAGAAACUCGCUAAGAAAGAUAAGGCAAAAGUUCACGAGGUGACACAAGAGGAAUUCGAAAAACUUGGUUGAAUGCUCCUUCAUGACUUCUGCUAAAUAUCAUGGAAUCAGCUUCACGCUUUAGAAAUUUUUAAAACCUUGUUCUAAUAAAGUAAAUAUUAAUCUGAACACAGAUUCGUGUAAGAACAUGGCCAAACUGUAAAAUGAGUUUAAAACUGAAAUUCAAAUUGAGUGUGAUGAUGUUAUGAUCAAAAUGUACUUCCUUUCCCCGUGAGUGUAUAAUUCAAAAUGCAGUGUUUCUCAAACUUCUCUGGUGUCAGGGACUAACCAAGUGACUAUUUUAUGUGUACCUGAAAUAUUACUAUACUGCCUGUGAUAAAUCUUAACUCUCUCUAACUCUAACAAAUGAAGGAAGUUUUCUCUCCAUCUAUCACCUGCAUAGCAGAUUAAUUUCCUGAUCUGUCUUCCUCUCUCCAAACCAGGUUGAGAAUGAGUGUCAUGUCUAGUUCAGCUCCGAAAGAAUCUAGUCUUUGGUGGUGGACUUAGGCAUCGGUAUCAUCUUAUAGCAGUCUCUUUAUAGAUAUGAGGUAUCAUGGUAGCACUAUGUCAAUGCCUCCAAUAAUGUUCUGAAGCAUUCAAUUAAUGUUACAAGAGCAACUCAGUUUCUUCCUUCCUUCUGAGCAAGGUGCAUUUUUGCUGUAGUGCUUUUCUCACCUGACAGAAUCAUGAUUUUAUGCUUUUUAAAAAUAGGAUAUAUAAAAAAUCUUGAUAUGAAUAAAACUCAUGUUGCUACAUCUUGGCC
This is a messenger RNA of Darwinula stevensoni, 1414 nucleotides long. Lineage: Eukaryota; Metazoa; Arthropoda; Ostracoda; Podocopida; Darwinulidae. The record is from the annotation of a GenBank genome assembly.